Habropoda laboriosa is the source of this 2619-nucleotide messenger RNA. RefSeq names its product excitatory amino acid transporter (gene Eaat2). Gene Ontology annotation, cellular component: plasma membrane. The coding region runs from base 136 to 1740 and encodes 534 amino acids. The transcript has 11 exons. Gene Ontology annotation, molecular function: L-glutamate transmembrane transporter activity; neutral L-amino acid transmembrane transporter activity; glutamate:sodium symporter activity. Gene Ontology annotation, biological process: L-glutamate transmembrane transport. NCBI's taxonomy places the organism in Eukaryota, Metazoa, Arthropoda, Insecta, Hymenoptera, Apidae. The record is from RefSeq and is a predicted model, not a curated record.
GCCGUUAGCCGCGAGAGAUCGCGAGAAGGGAGCUUGGCAGAAUCAACGGCCGGGCGAUCGCCCAGAGGAUCGGCCUCCUCGUGCGCGACCGGCUCCACCACCACCACCUACGCCGCUUACUGGCGGCCCAGUGAAAUGGAGGAGAAGUCCUCGGCUCGGUUCUCCGAGUACCUGUUCGCCAAGAUGGAUGGCCAGGACGUGUCGGCCUCUCAGGGUCCCCGUAAGGUGACCGCCGACACCAGGAAGUUCAUGCGAGAGAAUCUUCUCCUCGUGGUCACACUUUCCGGUGUGCUGUUCGGUGUGAUACUUGGGUUCGGUUUGCGACCCUUGGGCCUCGGCGAUGACGCAGUUAUGUUAAUCAGUUAUCCUGGAGAGCUCUUCAUGAGGUUGUUAAAGUUAAUGAUCCUACCACUGGUGAUUGCCAGCCUUAUAUCGGGCUCGGCGAGUUUGAACGCAAGAAUGAACGGAAUGAUCGCUGUCCGAACACUGGUGUACUUUAUCCUCUCGUCACUGCUGAACGCUGUCCUUGGCGUUGUCCUGGUUCUGCUCAUCCAUCCGGGUAAUCCUGGAAUUAGAAAAUCGAUCACGACCUCGCACAGCGGGAGAGCCGUCAACAUCUUGGACAGCCUUCUCGAUUUGGGAAGAAACAUGUUUCCAGAUAAUAUUUUUCAAGCAGCGUUCCAGCAGGCGCACACGGUAUACGUUCCAAAAACGCCACCCUUCCGAAAUCUCACCGACACGAUAUCCUCCGAGGUCCUGGAAGACGACGAGGAGCUAAUGAGAGUGACACAAUACAGAAGCGGCACGAAUACGUUGGGCAUUGUUUUCUUCUGCCUGGUGUUUGGUACAUUCCUAGGUACACUCGGCGAGAAAGGCCAGAUCGUAAUCGACUUCUUCAAGGCUGUUUUCGAAGUGAUCAUGCGAAUGGUGUCGACUGUAAUGUGGAUGACACCGGUGGGCAUCACCUCUGUAAUAGCCGGGAAAAUACUAGGUGUGGCUGACCUGGCGUUGGUGAUGUCGCAGCUCGCCUGGUUCAUCGUCACGAUCGUGAUCGGUGUGUUUUUCUAUCAGCUGGUGAUCAUGCAGCUGAUCUAUCUGGCCUUCGUGAGAAAGAACCCCUUUAAAUUCUACGCCGGCCUCGCCCAGGGUACACUCACCGCCUUCGCCAUGGCAUCAACGGCUGCCGCACUUCCGGUCACUUUCCGCCUGAUGACGGACAAGCUAAGAGUCGAUCCACGAGUCACCAGAUUCGUUCUACCGAUCGGCUGCAACAUUAACAUGGACGGAACAGCGCUGUUCGUCGCUGUCGCCAGCAUAUUCAUCGCGCAGAUGCACGGCAUCGUACUGGGCUUCGGUGAAAUUAUAACGGUCAUCUUGACCUCUACCGCUGCGUCAGUCUCGUCGGCCUCAGUUCCAAGCGCCGCCCUUGUCCUUCUUCUCGUAGUCUUGAGCGCCAUAGACGCUCCAGUUUACAACGUCUCUCUGUUGUUCACCAUUGAUUGGUUCGUGGACCGCAUUAGGACCACAAACAACAUGCUGGGAGAUUGUUACGCAGCUGCGGUUGUCGAGCAGUUGUCGAAGAAGGAACUGAUGGCGCUGGACGCAGCAGCUUAUCAGUCGGAGACUGUUCUACCCACAACUAUCGCGAACGGUUGCAUUUCCGCCAACAGGGUACCUGAUCCAGACACCAUUGUCGUCGAGAUGCAAGACGACACGAGGAUAGCCGGCGCCGCCAAGUAAACAAGCUUGUUGCAUCAGCGUAUUGCAGAUACCGAGGAGCGUGACCGAAGAGACAGUUUGACCUGCGCUUCACCCCGAAACUUUAGCUUAGCCACUCUAUAAAUACACACACACACACGCGUACCAUCGAGUGCGAUGCGUUCAACGGGGAUCAAAGGAAACGUACACCGGCUACACACCCUUUUUCUGUCGCACCAUGUUUUCUACCCUCACAGAACGGACGUUUGCAGGGGACGACGUGACCUGCAACGCGAACAGAUAUCAAACAUAAAGUCAAUACGAAGGGGUGUGUCACGAUCGGUUCAGCGCUAUGGACGCAUAGCAAUAACGAAAUGCGUUUCGAAGCUUUUGUAGUGGCUUGUUCGAGCAAACAUGGAAAUAAUUCGCGAGACCACCGAUUCGAUCGCGGCUACGGAGUUAUUAACGAUCGCGUGAACAGCGUCGAAUGUGGUGCCUUAUUUAACCCGCGCGGCGUUUAUUACGGACCGCCCUCGAAAGUAGAAAAGAGAAAAUACCAAAAAAAUAACCACUUUCCAUUUGUCAAGCGUAUGCGAGCAGCGGCGUUCGGCUCACCGGCCGGUGAGUACGUUUUUUGGUGACCGAUCGAUCGUUGUACUGCCAGAAAAAUCUUUUGUACGAUGUGAACUUUUGCGAGUCGACGUUACAAUUUUUGCGAAACACUUCACUUACCUUCUGGAGACUUUUUAUUGAUUAUAUUGCGUCGGACUGUGAGCGGAACGUUGCACGGUGCCACACAACACGAUCCAACACAUUGUGACGCUUUCGUCGAUGUCCCAUUCGAUAUUCGGAUCUUGAUCGAUUGUUGACAUACGUUACGUGGAAGAAUACCGGAAACAAUACGUUAGCGGAUGGUUUUAA